Messenger RNA from Stegastes partitus (bicolor damselfish), 1729 nucleotides. RefSeq names its product mevalonate (diphospho) decarboxylase a (gene mvda). Gene Ontology annotation, cellular component: cytosol. Gene Ontology annotation, biological process: isoprenoid biosynthetic process; isopentenyl diphosphate biosynthetic process, mevalonate pathway. Lineage: Eukaryota; Metazoa; Chordata; Actinopteri; Pomacentridae. The transcript is spliced from 10 exons. The coding region runs from base 126 to 1334 and encodes 402 amino acids. Gene Ontology annotation, molecular function: diphosphomevalonate decarboxylase activity. The record is from RefSeq and is a predicted model, not a curated record.
GCUACAGGAAGAUUGUGUGAGCUACAAACAGUAAGUCCCUAAACACGAGAAGAGCCUCGUCCAGUGUGUUUUAGAAUAUUUAGGUGGUUUUGUCAGCAAAAAAACAUCAGUUUACAUUCAGAGCAAUGCCCGUGAAUAACAUGGACAAGCCGAAAAUAGUGACAUGCACCGCUCCCGUGAAUAUAGCUGUCAUUAAAUACUGGGGCAAGAGAAAUGAAGACUUAAUUCUACCCAUUAACUCAUCUUUGAGUGUCACAUUGCAUCAAGACCAGCUCAAAACAACCACAACAGUUGCAACCAGCAGAUCAUUUCCAGAGGAUCGAAUUUGGCUCAACGGCAAAGAGGAGGACAUAACUCACCCAAGACUACAGUCCUGUCUGAGAGAGAUUCGACGGCUGGCACGGAAGAGACGUAACGAUGAAGACCCCAGUUUGGAUUCAACCGGGUUGUCACACAAAGUCCACAUUUGCUCCAUUAACAACUUCCCCACAGCUGCUGGACUCGCCUCCUCAGCAGCUGGAUUCGCUUGUCUAGUUUACACUCUGGCUCGGGUGUUUGGCGUAGAAGGAGAGCUGUCUGGGAUCGCUCGUCAAGGCUCGGGCAGUGCGUGCAGGAGCAUGUAUGGGGGGUUUGUGCAGUGGAUCAUGGGGGACAAAGACGACGGGAAGGACAGUGUAGCCCAGCAGGUGGAGCCAGAGACUCACUGGCCCGAGCUCAGGAUCCUUGUGCUCGUGGCCAGUGCAGAGCGGAAGCCAGUAGGCAGCACCUCCGGGAUGCAAACUAGUGUACAGACAAGCUGUUUAUUAAAGCACCGAGCUCAGUCUGUCGUCCCGGAGCGGAUGGUGGAAAUGACGGAUGCAGUGCGAAGGAAGGACUUCCCUGCGUUUGCCGAGCUAACAAUGAAGGACAGCAACCAGUUCCACGCCACCUGCCUUGACACGUACCCUCCGAUCUUCUACCUCAGCAGUGUGUCUCAGCAGGUCAUCAGCUUGGUGCAUCGGUACAACCGGCACUACGGGGAGACGAGGGUGGCCUACACUUUCGAUGCCGGCCCCAAUGCUGUGAUCUUCACUUUAGAGCAACAUGUUCCUGAGUUUGUCCGGGUGGUUCAGCAUUUCUUCCCCCCAGACACUCACACAGAGGACUUCAUUCAGGGUCUUCCUGUCGGCCGUGCUGCUCUUUCUGAGGAGCUGAGAAGGGGCGUCGGUCUGGAGCCAAUGCCAAAGGGAAUAAACUACAUCAUCAGUACCAAGGCUGGACCUGGUCCUUGUGUUGUCGAGGAUCCCACUCAGCACCUGCUUUCAUCUGAUGGAUUGCCCAAGAAAACCAUGUGAUGCCCUGCAGUCCUGGAGACACAAGUUCUACUGAGCAAUACUGAGGCCACUUGAGCAGCAUUAACGUGAUCAGAUAAUCAGAACUCGUUUUCUUUUUACAAAUGAAAACGACCACGCACCUCCCUCACCAUUGUGGAUAUUAAUGGUCUCAUUUCAGUCAGGUAUCGAGCUCCACUGGUUCACAGAUGCUGUUUUAAAGGCGUCUAAUGGGUUCAUUUGUAAACUUGGGCAUGCGCUCAACUCUCAGGUAGCAAAUGAAUACUCUGGUACUGAGUGAUUCACCGUUGCAGCUGACCUGGUCUGUCUGACCCACCUGAGCAAAAAUCAGGAUUUGUGUAUCUGUGUUGAUGGGAGUUUGUUUUUUUGUUUGUUUCUUCAUCUUGUUAAACAGAUAC